Temnothorax curvispinosus is the source of this 1227-nucleotide messenger RNA. RefSeq names its product tctex1 domain-containing protein 1-like. Lineage: Eukaryota; Metazoa; Arthropoda; Insecta; Hymenoptera; Formicidae. Gene Ontology annotation, biological process: microtubule-based movement. Gene Ontology annotation, cellular component: cytoplasmic dynein complex; cytoplasm. The record is from RefSeq and is a predicted model, not a curated record. The coding region runs from base 1 to 504 and encodes 167 amino acids. Gene Ontology annotation, molecular function: dynein intermediate chain binding. The transcript has 4 exons.
AUGGGCACGUCACAACGAUCCAUGUCGAGAGCGUGGUCCGUAAUCGGUAGAGCCGUUCGCUCCAGAACCUAUGUCAGCAGCCCGUCCCUUGUUGGAAUUCCAAAGUCGAGCAUGCUCUUUCGCAUAGACAAAGGUGGCUUCAAGAUCCCGAGGUACCAAAAUACUUACCGUCUGGAGGCUUACAAGCCCUUCAAGUGUGAGAUUGUUGAUAAAAUCUUGAUCGACGUGAUGCGGGAUUAUUUAGUCGGCUUGAAAUAUCAACCUCAGGUUUGCAUGCAAAUCUGCCAGAGAAUGUCGGAAGAAGUGCGCGACAAAAUUUUCAGGAAGUACUAUGAUCGAUACAAAGUUGUGGUCAUCAUGUCGAUCGUCCAAAAGCUAGGACAAAGCGUACGGAUGGAUUUUGGCAAAUUAUGGGACGUUCAGAGAGACACGUACUCCACCCAUGUGGUCGAGACUGCGGAAUUUGUCGCGACGGGCCUCGUCGUGGGAACUUAUUACGAAUGAACGAGUAUUUAAAAAAAUUGACGAAGAAAUUUUGUGACGAUGAUCAGCAACCAAGCCCUGGCACACAAUUUAAUUCUGAAUUAAACAGAAAUAAAGAGCGUUUUUUCAGACAAAGUUUUAGAAAAGAAAGAGUAUAGAUAAAAUUAAUCAAAAACGGAUUAAUGGAAAAAUGUACCGUACUCUCUCACAAUAUUUAAACUCAAUCGAAUGUUCGUCAAUGUUAUGCUUGAAGAAAAGAUCAUUGAUCCACAAACACACACACACAUGCACACACACAAAUCAGAUCACGUGUGUUUCACGUUUUUCUUUAUUGUUAUUAAAUUAAUAUAUAUAUCAUUCGUAUAUAUAUAUUUAUAUAUUUAUAUAUAUUUAUAUAUUUAUAUAUUUAUAUGUGUAUGUAUAUAACAGCGACAAGUACAAUGUAAUGUUAUGAUUAUUAAUAAUAAUCGAAGGGCACCGAUGAUUAUAGAUGAGAAACCGAGCAAGAUAAUUAUUUGUAAUGAUAUUAACAGUGGCAACCAUAAUAAUGAUGAUAAUGGUGGUGAUUUAAUAAUAAUAAUAAGUUGAUCAAUCUUUAAUUAAUACAGUCGUAUAUUCCCUUAAAGUCCGUUUCUUAAUACUUAUAUCGCGCUUUUAUAGAUACAGGGAUACAGAAAAAUAAUACCGCGCGGCCGUGGUGGAAUGUUCUUUUUUUUUAAGUCGUAUAUAAUAUACAUAUAUAUA